This is a messenger RNA of Polyodon spathula (Mississippi paddlefish), 2130 nucleotides long. Its product is annotated as antigen peptide transporter 1-like. Gene Ontology annotation, cellular component: membrane. Gene Ontology annotation, molecular function: ABC-type oligopeptide transporter activity; ATP hydrolysis activity; ATP binding. Lineage: Eukaryota; Metazoa; Chordata; Actinopteri; Acipenseriformes; Polyodontidae. The annotation marks the transcript as partial. The record is from RefSeq and is a predicted model, not a curated record. The transcript is spliced from 9 exons. Gene Ontology annotation, biological process: transmembrane transport.
UUCUGUCAGCUUCUAGUGGGUUAAACCUAAGUACACGUAUUAUAUAUACUGUAGUAUAUCUUUUACACAGAGCGGUGUAGGCAGAUUCUGUCAGUUUAAUGCGUGUAUAAAUUGUUAGAUUGUUACGUAUCUGUUGCUGGAAACAGAAGGGAAACAGAAGGGCGGUCCUUGUAUCCGUAACACUUUCGGUUUCAUAACCCGUCUGAUAAAACCGGCAGAGACGAGGCAGAAAGACAGAGAAACAUAAAGCAACGUUUUCCAGUCCGUGAAGUCUACAUUGUCGAAGUUUUGGUCUUUAACUACAUCGUUUCAGUUAUUUUGCGUGAUUUAAUUACGAGUAGCUUACAUUUCAAUAAGCAGUCCUUCCUGCAAACCCACAGCAUCUUACACUAACAAGCCCUCACCAUGAAGCCGCUGGCAGCGCUGGCGUGUCUCCCUCUGCUGGACGUGGCCGUUACUCACGCCCUGCGGCUCGGGCUGACCCGGGUUCCAGUGCCAGAGCUGCAGCUCCCUCUGUGGAGCCUGUGGGUGACGGGUGUGCUGCGAGCCGCCGUGCUGAGCCUGUCCUUCUGUCACACUGUCCGCAGGGCGCCGCAGUGCCCGGCCUGGCUGCUGAGCAGCGAUGCCCUGCAGAGCGUGCUGCUCCUGAGCUUGCUCCUACCCUGCUACGCCACGCUGCGGGCUGGGAGUGGAGGCGGGGCACAGGAGCUCCUGUGGGGCUGGCACCGUCCGAGCGCCCUGGCGCUGGGGUACGGAGUGACCGCUGCGACGGCUGUGCUGUGGCAGCGCUACGCACCCUCCCCGUCCGAACCCGGAUCGCAGAAGAGAAACGGGGCGUCGCUCAGGAGGCUGGCGGAGCAGAUGAGCCCCGACGCCAGGCACUUCGCAGUGGUUGGGUUUUUCCUGGUGGUGUCAUCUCUGGGUGAGAUGGCUAUUCCUUACUACACAGGGAGGAUGACAGACUGGAUUAUGAACGAAGAAGAGCCAGAAGCUUUCAAUAACGCCAUCACUGCCAUGGCCCUGAUCACCAUCGGGAGUGCUGUGUCGGAGUUUGUGUGUGACCUCAUCUACAACAUCACAAUGAGCCGGAUUCACCUGAGAAUCCAGAGCCGGGUCUUCAGGUCAGUGUUACGGCAGGACGUUGCCUUCUUCGACACGGCGCACACUGGUGACAUCACUUCCCGCAUCACGACGGACACGAACACGAUGAGCGAGUCUCUGAGUGAGAAGCUCAGCCUGCUCAUGUGGUAUUUCAUGAGGGUGCUGUGUCUGUUCGGCUUCAUGCUCAGACUGUCCUGGAAACUCUCCCUGUUCACUGCCAUCGGCCUGCCCAUCAUCUGGGUCAUUCCAGAACUGACCGGGAAAUUCUACCAGAACCUGUCAGUCAGAGUGCAGGAGUCUUUGGCGAAGGCAAAUGCUGUUGCCAUGGAGACGUUCUCAUCGAUGAAGACAGUGCGCAGCUUUGCUAACGAGGAGGGCGAGGCAGAGCGAUACCGAGACAAACUGGAGGAGACGUACCGGCUCAACAAGAUAGAGGCUGCUGCCUACGCUGCCUCCUCCUGGACAAACAGUCUCUCCAGCCUGGCUCUGAAGGUCUCUAUCCUGUAUUACGGAGGGAUGCUGGUGACCUCAGGGGAUGUGAGCAGUGGAGAUCUGGUGUCCUUCGUCCUGUAUGAGCUGCAGUUCUCCUCCGCUAUGGAGGUGCUGCUCUCGUACUAUCCCCACGUGAAGAAGGCGAUCGGUGCCUCGGAGAAGAUCUUCGAGUACAUGGACCGCGAGCCGGAGAUGACAGCGGGGACCCUCGCACCUGAGACCCUGAGGGGACACGUGGAGUUCAGGAACGUCAGCUUCGCCUACCCCCGCAGACCCGACACCGCCGUGCUCAAGAGUGUCUCGUUUGAGCUGCGCCCCGGUGAGAUCACAGCUCUGGUGGGCCCCUCUGGUGGAGGGAAGUCGACAUGUGUGUGUCUGCUGGAGCGCUUCUACCAGCCCCAGAGUGGAGAGAUCCUGCUGGACGGGGCUCCCCUUCAAGAAUACCAGCACUCGUACCUGCACAGGAAGGUAACGCACUCACACUCACACUGCACUCACACUACCAGCACUCACACUGCACUCACACUACCGGCACUC